This is a messenger RNA of Podospora bellae-mahoneyi, 2019 nucleotides long. RefSeq lists its product as uncharacterized. Bases 1 to 2019 code for a protein of 672 amino acids. The record is from RefSeq and is a predicted model, not a curated record. NCBI's taxonomy places the organism in Eukaryota, Fungi, Ascomycota, Sordariomycetes, Sordariales, Podosporaceae. The transcript is spliced from 2 exons.
AUGCGAUAUCUUCCCGACAGGUUGUUUGCAGACGGAAGCCCUUCGCUGAUAGCGACCUGCUUAUCGUCCGUCCCUCUACUCUUGGACAGGGAGGAGGCUCACUCCACAAUCCCUGAGCUGUUUGCGUAUGCGGAUAGUCAACUGGAUGAUCAUGGAAACCCUCUCUUUCCAGCCGCUGAUGACAAACAACGCUAUCUUUCUUUACAAUACAAGAGCCAGGAUCGAGAAAUCCUCAGGUUCUAUGGGCUUCAGCGAGUAACGACCGAGGACAUGAUUCUUCGGGUGCGAGUGUUGGCUAACAGUAAGGAUUGGCCUGGCUUUGUGAAGAACAAGGACAGCAGCUGGCAUAAUCGGCUGAGCUCCUGGACAUCACGAGUCUUCGGUCGCGACUUGACAGCCGGUGUGCUCGCUCUGCUCUCACUCGUCCCAGGCGGCGUUGAUAGAGCCCUUAGCAACUGGAAUGGGUCACCGGGAACCAUCUACUUCCCAGAAAUUAGUGGUGUUCCUCUACCUGAUGGUCUUCCAAUCGUCAAACUGGACCCCAAGGCAUGCGCUGAUCGGGACAAUCGUGCGCUCUAUGCCUCUCUAGGGGUUAGCAUUGCAGAUCCAGUCAAGAUUGAGGAGAUAAUCUUGCUCCAUCAUUCUUUAUGGAAACCGCAAGGUGACAAGCAAUCGCAGAUCGCUACCUCACUCGGGAGUUUGCGUUUCAUCUACGAGAUGCUUCAGAUGGGGAAGUUGGAAAGAACCAGGGAUCGUGACCUCGUGGUAUUUGACCGCAAUUGUUGUCCCAAGAGACCGAAGAAGGAGAUGAUAUAUCUUUCCUCGGCUUCCUGGCUCGGGACCGGCGCCCUCGCCUCGCUUAGCGGUCAAGAAGGCAUCGCCGACAUCGAAUCAACCCUCUCGUUUCUGCACGAGAGUUAUCUUCGGGAUUCACCCAGACUACUUAACAACAUCAAAUUCAAAAUGACUUGGGUGGACUUCCUGCUUCAAGUAGUCGGUCUUCACAAAGGGUUACGAAUCUUCACUCGCCAGUCUCAGGAUGUUGCUGUUAGUCUACCGUUCCUCGCUCUCGCUCAACGCUGGCCAGGGCGGGUAUUGGAGUGGCUCUAUCAAGUGUAUCGAGAAGAUCCAGGCAGAUGGAACAGAAAACCUGACAUAAAAACAGCGCUCAAAAAGAUGCAAAUUGUCUGCACAAAUGGGAUGGGCUUUCCACUCUCCGAGACGAUCCUUCCGCUACCGUCGCUGCUUUCAACCUUCCCUGGCCUUUUUGGUGAUCUUUGCAAGGCGUUACCUUUUCUGAAGCUUGAAAAACCACUAGACAAGAAUGACGAAGAGUUAUGCUCGCAGUGGAAAUUGUUCGCAGCCCAUUUCGGGGUGAUACACGCGGAUGAUAUUCGAUUGUCUCUUGCCGCCCUCAAGACUUGGAUGCGCAAAGAUGCGCGUCCGGGCCAGAUAUCCGUUACAUUAGCUGUGGUGAAUAUCUACGACCGCAUCCAACGGCAACAAAAUGCUGCUACAGCAAAAUUCAUUCGUACCUGGUUUGAUGAAAAUCCGGGCCUGCUUUGUACCCCUCAGCUUGAGACCAAGGGCCGGCCAGUGCCUCCCAAGUGGGAAUACCGACAAGCUUCAGAUAAGGUCACAAUGGCAAUGGUAGCACACGCUUGGGUUCCCGUCUUCAAUCGUCUCCAACCAGUUCAUCGGGCGAAUCUCAUGGCGUUCUUCCGAGACACGCUUGGCUUGGAGUUUGACACCAACAUAGAUUCGUCACCGAAUCCACCACCCUCAAAAUCUACCGUUAUACCUGCUCCCCCAUCGAAGAGCUUGAAGAAUAUCAAGGUUAGGCUCCCUCCAGCUGACGCCUAUGUCAAGUCUCGUGAGAAAUCGGAUGGCAAGUCUGCGGCCGAGAAACAAGUUAAGGCUGGCAAGACGGGGUCGAACGCGUCAUUUCCUCUUCGUGCGGAGUCUAUCUUCGAAUUCGGCAAAGGAAAAAGGACUACUUUUGCAUUUAAGGGACUUUAG